Motacilla alba alba is the source of this 898-nucleotide messenger RNA. RefSeq names its product DNL-type zinc finger (gene DNLZ). The transcript has 4 exons. Gene Ontology annotation, cellular component: mitochondrion. Gene Ontology annotation, molecular function: protein-folding chaperone binding; zinc ion binding. The coding region runs from base 36 to 734 and encodes 232 amino acids. Lineage: Eukaryota; Metazoa; Chordata; Aves; Passeriformes; Motacillidae. The record is from RefSeq and is a predicted model, not a curated record. Gene Ontology annotation, biological process: protein stabilization; protein folding; protein import into mitochondrial matrix.
CCCAUUUACGGAAAGCGCUACAGUGACACUAUUGUAUGGCUCUGACGGCCCCUCGGUCAAUAAACAGGUUUAAAUGCCUGCGUGUGACACAGGGCCGGGCUGAGCUGGUUAAUUACGGGUUAAUGCCCGACACCGCCAUGGCCGCUGCCCGCACCCAACAUGGCCGCCGCUGCCUCAGGGCGCGCCCCGCGCGCAUGCGCCGUGCGAUGCUGAGGGCGCUGCUCCGGGAGCCGCCGCCAUGGCGGCCCCGCCGCCCCCCGCCCGGCCUGAGGGGCCCGGCCCGCACCGCCCCGGGAGCUCGCUGGGGCCCGGCCCGCCCGGCCCUUACCGCCCCGGGACAGCGCUGGGGCCCGGCCCGCCCGCUCUGCACCGCCCCGGGACCGCCGCCGGCCACGCACUAUCGGCUGGUGUACACCUGCAAGGUGUGCCAGACCCGCUCAGCCAAAUCCAUCUCUAAGGCCGCCUACCACCGAGGGGUGGUGAUCGUGACCUGUCCCGGCUGCGGGAACCACCACGUUAUCGCCGACAACCUGGGCUGGUUCUCCGACCUGGAGGGAAAGAGGAAUAUCGAGGAGAUCCUGGCAGCCAGAGGGGAGCAGGUGAGACGUGUGGCUGGGGAGGAGGCGCUGGAGCUGCUGCUGGAGUGCUCGGCAGAGCCCAGGCCCCAAGCUCAGCUGGCCGAGGGGGACGACGGGGAAGCCCCCCCAGAUCCUGGCAGCAAGGGACACACCUGACACGAGGGAUUGUGGCCUGUGGGACAGAUGUGACACGUGAGAUUGUGGCCUGUGAGACGGACCUGCCAUGUGGGAUUUGGGACAUUCUGCUUGCGUCAAGAGACUCUUCACCUUCAUUCCCUGAUUUCAACUGUUUCUAAAAUAAACUCGGGUGUUGGGUUUUC